UCGGUCAUUACCUGUCAAAAGAAAAGUUGGCAACAUUACUGAUGUUUGUGUUAACAGCUCACUUACAGAUUUACCAUCAUGUCUGGAGCUAAAUUUCAAUAUGAUGAAAGUGGUACAUUUUUCUAUUUUAUGCUUUCAUUUGAAGCAUUAGUUAUCAUUCCUUGCACAUAUUAUUUCUAUCCACGUAACACUGAACGUCGAGAAAAGAGGGAUACCACUGUUUGCCAUUGUGACAACUGUCACAUUAAAAAUAGUAGACUUCGUGCCCAUGAACCUUAUCGAAAAGCCAAAGAAAGGUUUAUAAAACUUUUAUUAUUUAUUGGAUGGGUCCUGUUGUUUCUAACUGCUUAUAAAGUUGCUCAUUUACAACAUGAUUAUGUUGCAUAUGACCCUUUUGAAAUUCUUCAGAUUCCACCCGAUUCCUCUAUGGGUGAAAUUAAAAAAGCUUACCGUAGACUGAGUUUAGUUUAUCAUCCUGACAAAGAAACUGGAGAUGAAAAGCAAUUUAUGAUGAUUGCUAAAGCUUAUGCCGCGUUAACAGAUGAUGAAGCUCGGAAAAAUUUUGAAAUGUAUGGCAACCCUGAUGGUCCUGGUGCUACAUCUUUUGGAAUUGCUCUUCCUUCUUGGAUUAUCGAAAAACAAAAUUCUGUUUGGGUCCUAGGUUUAUAUGCCUUAGUAUUUAUGGUUGCUCUUCCUGUCGCUGUUUGUAUUUGGUGGAAUCGAAGUGUUAAGUACAAUGGGGAUGAAGUUUUACUUGAUACUACAGAGCUGUAUUUAUUUUUUAUAUAUAAAACUCCUUCGAUGAUAUUUAAGAGAGUUCUUAUGGUUAUUGCUGCAUCAAUGGAGUUUCGUAAAACUUAUAACUCUGAAAUCAUUGAAAGACCUAGUGACAAUGUAGAAGUACCUCAGUUGAUCAAAGAAAUUCCGAAUCUGGGAGAAAAGAACAAAGAAAAACCAUUGUGUUUUGUCUAUAGUAUAAAAGCAAGAGCUCUUCUCCAUGCACAUUUAGCAAGAUUGAAACUGCCUAAAAAUACGCUUGAUGAAGAUCGCCUUUACAUUGUGAAGAAAACUCCAAAUCUUAUCUAUGAAUUUGUAAAUUGUGCUUCUCAGUUGACAAUGCUCGCCUUAGCUGGAAGAAUAUCUCGUAUGCCACAUCUUGAAACUAUGGAAAAUGCAAUGAAGUUGUGUGCAUGCGUUGUACAAGCUUUGGGUCCAACUAAAAAUCCUUUACUCCAACUUCCUCACAUAUCUGAAGAAAUACUUCAUCAUUUCACUACUAGAAAGCGCAAUAUUCGGAACAUUAGAAGCUUAGCCUGUAUGAAAUCUGAUGAUAGAAGGGCCAUGUUACGAAGCUUAAAUGAUGAUCAAUAUGAUGAUGUAUUAAAUGUUAUUUCUAAUAUGCCUAUAAUUGAUGUAGAUGUUAAAUCAGAAGUUUUAGAUGAUGAAGAUUCCUGUGUGAUAACAGCUGGUGCUAUUGUAACAGUUACUGCCUCUCUUAAUCGACGCAACAUGUCUUCAUUAUUUGAUAAAGAAAUGGAUGAAGAAACUACGAAUACAGUUGAAGAAAAACCAUCUAGUACAGUUAAUGGAAAUGGUUCUCCUAAACCAGCAAAGCCAAAAGUUUGGGAAAAAGCUGGAAAGAAGAAAAAAGGAAAAGGUGGGAAUAAACUAAAGAAAAAAUCCUCUAAUGCUGUUUCUAAAGCUUCAGUUCCAGCUAAAAAACAACAGGUGAAUGGUUCUCUGCCCAAUUCUAAGCCUGAAGAAAAAGUUAAUGCAAAAGCAUCAGAUGAAAGUGGUGGAGAAAGUGACUCCGAAUCAGACCAUAACAGUGCAAAUUCAGUAUCAGGUGAUGAAAAUGAACCUAGCGUUGAGAAAACUGAAAAAGAAGAUAAAGAUGUAGAGGAUAAAGAAUGGGAUAUUUAUGAAAAAAGACUAUCUAAAAAAGAAGUUUUAGAAUCUAAGUCUAAAAAGUCUCAUAGUGUCCAUUGUCCUUUCUUUCCUGAUAAUAAACAAGAGUUUUGGUGGGUCUAUGUAUCUGAUAAAAAGAAACACUCUCUUAUCACAGCUCCUUACUUGGUUACAAAUUUAGUUUCUAAAGAAAAGAUUGAAUUGAAAUUCACGGCCCCACCUCGCCCUGGUAUCUACACAUAUUCAGUAAUUGUUCGAAGUGACUCUUAUCUCGAUUGUGAUGUUCUGAAAACAAUUAAGUUAGAUGUGAAGGAAGCAAAGGAAGUAGACUUGACUAAAUUACAAUGGGACGUCUCCGAGGAAGAGGAAGAAAAGGAUGAAGAAGAAAGUGCUGUUGAGGAUUCUGACUUAGCAUCAGACAUUGAGUCUGAUGAAGACUGAACUGUGGGGAACUAUAUAUAAUAUGGUGGUUAAAAAAGACAGCUUUAACUUUAUUGUGCAAGCGCUGGAAGCUUUUGAAUGAAUUAUAUUAUGAGAGAAAUGUCAAAAAUGAGGAAGAAAAAGUUUUAACAUUUGAUCAAUUUUUGAUUGCAAUCUUUUUGUGUGGAUUUCUCAAAGAUGUUUAUAUAAGCUCUCUUCAAGAUGAAUUUUUUAUUGAAAUAAUGUCAAAAUUGCAUGUCCUUCCAAAGUUUAUAAAUUUUGUAAUUGUAUGGGAAUAAAAAUUUUCUAUAUUUUUAAUCGAUAGCUGGUAAAGGCAACUUAAAACAAAUAUAUUAGCAAAAAUAUAUAUAUAUAUAUUGUUUUCUAUUAUUUAUAUACUCACUGUUAUAUUAUCUCUAAAUUGCAUCAAUAAGUAUUUAAAACGUGUUAAAAGGUUUGUUUUUCUUUUCUUUUUUAAAAAAAAAAGAGUAAAUUUAUUUUUUGAAAUUUAAUCUUCAAUCAUAUUCCUUUUGUAUGAGUUCUCAUAUUGGUUUAAUUGUUAAAAAAAAGUUUCAUAAAUUCUCAUCAAAUGAAAAUUAUUCUCAUGUGUGCUGAUUUUAUUUCUUUGCUAUAAGUUGUACAUAUAUUUAACCUAUUAUAUUAUCUUCAGCAAUUGCUGAAUUUAAGAAAAUAUUUUUAAAAAUGCUUAGUUUGUAAUUAUUUUUAACUGCUUAAAAUUUUUGUAAUAUCUCCCAUCCUAAGUUUAAAGCAAACUAAUAUUUGUUUCAAAUCUAUAGUAAAUCUACGGAAAAGGAUUUCAAAUAUAUUUUGUAAAAGUUAAGUGUACAAAAACUUAAAAUAUAGUAUUAUAUUUUUGUGAAAUGAGUGUCUUAUUGAUUGAAUGUUAAAUAUAUAGUUACCUGAAAAAUUUAUUCUGAACUUCAGUUCAUUGUAUUAAAGUUAUUUGAUAAUUUCUAGUGAAAUAUAAAUUUCUAGUAUAUACAUGCUUUCAAAAGUUUUAUAUGGGGAAGUACCUUUUUGUAAUUUUCUAUACAAUAAAAUAAUGAUUAGCUUUUCAAUUCUUUAGUAAAUUUAAACUUAAUUUGAAUUUUACGGACAUAAUUUUUAAUAUAUUGGCCAAAUAUUGUAAGAAAAUAUGUAAGUAUAGUAAAUAAGUUUGUCUUAUAUUGGGCAUUUGAGUAUUGUUUGUGACGUCUUAUUUAUUUAUCUCUUAAAAGUUUUAAAUAAGUCAACUGAUAAAAAAAAAUAAAACAAAUGCUGGUUGUGAACAAAUAAAAUUUUCUAUGUUUUGCGUAAGUGGAUGCAGUUUUUUUUUUUAUUUUAUUAUUAUUGUUUUAAUUUUGUUUAAACCUUAAAAUACUUCUUUAAUUAAAGUUUUAUAUUUACAUGCUUGAAGAUUUUUUUUUGUAUUGAUUUUAAAUUGAAUAAUAUGAUUCUGCUGAGUAAUGAGUGACUGUUGGGAUAUUUAGUUUCUAUUAGUUAUUGAUUCCAUUUUCAUUUUGAAAUUCUGAGUGUUCCACAAUAACUGCCCUUAAAAUUUGUUUUUAAAUUUCUUGUCAAAAAAUGAUAUCAAGAAAGUAUACUCAUUAGGGGUUGCACAAUUAAUAUUUAAGCAAAGAAGAGAAAGAUAGAAUGAAAACCAUCGUCGAAACCUGUUGGAGUGUCUGAUUAAACAUAGAGGUGUUUCAAAUAAUUGCUUUUCUGCUUCCUCUAGCAAUCACCCAAGCUUUGAUGUGUUCCGUCCUUCUUUUCUUAGUAAUGAUUCAGACUUCGAUAACAUUUGUAUUUUUCUUGGUUUAAUAAUAUUUGUGACCCCUAAUGUCUAUACUUUAUAAACAAGGAUUCUAGAAUUAUAACUUAAGGGUAGUCAUAAUGAAACACUUUGUAUAUCGUGAUGUUUUUUUUAAUAAAAAUGCAAAUUUAAGCUUUA
This is a messenger RNA of Parasteatoda tepidariorum (common house spider), 4279 nucleotides long. It is a transcript of the gene Sec63, whose product is annotated as translocation protein Sec63. Gene Ontology annotation, cellular component: Sec62/Sec63 complex. The record is from RefSeq and is a predicted model, not a curated record. Lineage: Eukaryota; Metazoa; Arthropoda; Arachnida; Araneae; Theridiidae. Gene Ontology annotation, molecular function: transmembrane protein transporter activity; RNA binding. Gene Ontology annotation, biological process: post-translational protein targeting to endoplasmic reticulum membrane; SRP-dependent cotranslational protein targeting to membrane.